AUGUUUGGGAGGUCCACAUCAGGAUUCGGCGGCUUCAGCAGCACCGCCAACAACCUGUCCUCUCCGUUCCUGUCGAACACUAACAAUAAUACAACGACCUCGCCGUUUGGUCAAAGUAACAACACCGGCAGUGCUUUUGGGUCGAGUUCAGGAGGUGGCCUUUUUGGCGCCAACAACAACACUGCCAACAAUAAUAACUCAGCUUUUGGUGGCUCGGGCACAUCAGCAUUUGGCUCCAAUAACAACACGGCCAACACUGGUGGAAGUGCAUUCGGAUCCUCCAAUACUGGGUUUGGAUCUUCUGGCGGAUCGGUAUUUGGAAGCAGCAACAACAACACCACGCAAGCAAAUGCCUCUCCUUUUGGAAGCAGUAGCAACACUGGAGGAGGAGCGUUCGGUAGCAGCAAUACCGGUGGUGGUCUUUUUGGAAGCAGUGCCAACAAACCCUUUGGCUCCAGUUUUGGUACACCUCAAAACAACUCUGUCUCGCCAUUCGGUGGAGCUGCUACUACCACUGGUUUUGGAGCUGCUGGUGCCUCCAAUGACAACAAUGGUACCGCUGUGAAACCAUUCACUCCCUUCCUGGAAAAAGACUCCUCGGGAACCAAUUUAUACCAUAACGUUUCGAACAUGCCAGAGUACAGUAACUUCUCUUUCGAUGAGUUGCGUCUCAAGGACUACGAACAGGGCAGACGCUACGGUAACGGCAAUACUGGAACCGGUACAGGCUUUGGUGCGAACCAACAACAACUGGGCGGUUUUGGCUUUGGUGCCAACACAGGAAACACUGGCUCUGCUUUUGGCGGAGGCAAUUCUGCCUUUGGCUCUAACAACACUGGAACUUCUGCCUUUGGCCAGAGCAAUACCGGUACCUCUGCCUUUGGCCAAAGCUCUGGUGGAUUUGGUCUGAACAACAACACUAGCGGUGGUCUUUUUGGCCAAAGCAACAACACAGCCAACAACAGUUCGCCAUUUGGCGGUAAUACUGGAACUUCUGCCUUUGGUGGUGGCUCCAGUGCUUUUGGAGGCGGUUCGUCCGCUUUCAACAAGCCUUCAGGCUUUGGCGGAGGCUCAGCUUUUGGUCAGAACAACAAUAACAACACCUCAAGUGUAUUUGGAUCGAACAACAACCAAUCUGCGUUUGGUAGCGGUAACACAGGCUCUGCGUUUGGUCAGAACAACAAUAAUAGCUCGCCAUUUGGCGCCAGCAACAACAAUGCCUUGGGUUCCGGUGGAUUCGGCUCCAGCAACACUGGCGGUGGCCUCUUUGGAUCCAGCAAUAAACCAAGCACUGGCUUUGGUGGUGGCGGCUCGGCAUUUGGUCAAAACACCAACAAUAAUAACACCUCCGGAGGUCUUUUCGGAGGUGGAGGCGGUUCAGCUUUUGGCAAGCCUGCCACUGGCGGAGGUCUCUUUGGAUCCCAAAACAAUACCAAUAAUCAGAGUUCCGGAUUUGGUCAGUCUAAUACUGGCGGAGGUCUUUUUGGCCAGAACAACCAAUCAUCUGGUAACACUGGAGGUGGCCUCUUUGGCAGCAACAACAACACCCAAAACAACCAAAGUAACACUGGUGGUGGUUUGUUUGGAAGCAACAACCAAUCGAACAACAGCGGAGGUCUCUUUGGCAGCAAUAACCAAAACAACCAAUCCAGCGGUGGCGGUCUCUUUGGCUCUAAGCCCGCAGGCCAGACCGGCGGAGGUCUCUUUGGUAGCCUGAACAAUACUGGAUCCACUGGUUUCGGUGCCACUCAAAAUAACAGCAAUGCUGGGGGCUUCGGCAGCAAACCUGGUCUUGGAGGCGGUGGCGGAGGUUUGUUUGGUUCUAACAACAACGCUUCUACCGGAACCGGCGGUGGCUUGUUUGGCCUGAGCAACAACAACCAAAACACGGGAACUGGCGGAGGCCUUUUCGGUGGAGCAAACAACAAUACUGCUGGUGGUGCUGCUGGCGGCUCUAAUACCUCUGGCGGCCUCUUCAGCAAGCCAUCCACUACUUUUGGUGGUCUGACUGGAGGCGGUUUGUUUGGCCUGAACAACAACCAACAGCAGACUAACAACAAUAACACCUCUGGCGGUCUUUUCGGUGGUGGCUCUUUGCUUGGGGCCAACAGCAACAACAGCAGAACCAGAACCAAAACCAAGGCCAGCAAAGUCUUCUUGUUCCAGAGCAUACAAGGCCCUAACCAGAAUGUCAACGGACAACCUGAGGCCCCACAGGCUAUCGCUGUGAACCCGCCUGCUAAGAAGCGUGUUACGCUUUUAGCUGCUCAUAAGGUCUCACCACUUUUUGCUGCUAACAAGUCAGUGCCAUUUACCACCAGAAGAAAGGACAGCAUCACCUCUUCAGAACGCAAGGAGAACAAGAGGAAGGAUUUGUUCAAUGCUGAUGUCGACGCAGCUAUCAUGUCGUCUGAUAUCUUUGCUCCAAAGACCAACUACAAGAAGUUGGUGUUGAACGGAAGCAGUAAUGGCAGCACCAACUUGAUCACAUACAAGGAAAAUAACAGCAGGCCGCAGCAGGUGUCAUUUACUGUUGAAGGUGAGCAGAAGCAGAUUGAAAACUCCGAGACGAAGCCAGAAUCUAUCGAGCAAGAAGAGGUCGACGAGGACGGCUACUACAUGUUGCCUCCAUUGUCUGAACUCAAGAAGAAGCCAUUGGGAGAGUUGAGAGCAAUUGAAAACUACACAGUGGGCAGAAAGCAUUACGGUGAAGUCAAGUUCCUCAAGCCUGUGGACUUGUCAGCAUUCAACCUCGACGAAAUAUGCGGAAACCUCAUCGUGUUCGGACCAAAGAAUGUUAUUGUGUACCCUGACGACGAUAAGCCCAAGGAAGGCGAGAGCUUUAACAUUCCAGCUCAAGUGACGCUAGAAGGGUGCUACCCAAUCAACAAGAAGACCAAGUUGUCCAUCUUGGACCCCAAGGACGAGAUCGUGAAGAAGCACAUUGAGAAGUUGAAGUCUCUUCCGGACAUGACGUUCAAGGACUACGAUCCAACGAGCGGCAACUGGACGUUCACGUUUGAGCACGUCUGA
Messenger RNA from Candidozyma duobushaemuli, 3033 nucleotides. Its product is annotated as FG-nucleoporin. Gene Ontology annotation, biological process: protein import into nucleus; post-transcriptional tethering of RNA polymerase II gene DNA at nuclear periphery; RNA export from nucleus. Gene Ontology annotation, molecular function: structural constituent of nuclear pore. The record is from RefSeq and is a predicted model, not a curated record. The transcript has 2 exons. Gene Ontology annotation, cellular component: nuclear pore cytoplasmic filaments; nuclear pore. The coding region runs from base 1 to 3033 and encodes 1010 amino acids. NCBI's taxonomy places the organism in Eukaryota, Fungi, Ascomycota, Pichiomycetes, Serinales, Metschnikowiaceae.